Molecule: messenger RNA, 1194 nt
Organism: Recurvomyces mirabilis
Lineage: Eukaryota; Fungi; Ascomycota; Dothideomycetes; Mycosphaerellales; Teratosphaeriaceae
Exons: 1
Coding region: 1-1194 (397 amino acids)
Source: RefSeq, a predicted model, not a curated record
AUGGGCACACCACCAUCCAGUUCCACACCCACAUCACCAUCAGCGUCUCCAGGACCGACAAGUUUCCCACAGCAACAGCAACAUCAACAGUACGGCCAACCUAACAUCCAGCCAUCACCGCCACGGCAAAGUAGCUUCACCUUCUCCGCUCCCCCACCCGUCUCUAUCCCAGUCAACGCCUUUGCGCCUUCACCCAUAGCACCGGCCUACAGUCCCAUAACGCCCAAAGUGCAGCCGAUACUGCCAGUCCCGCAGCCGAACGGGGCGUCUACGGUUAUUGUGCCGCCGGCGGACGAGCAGCAUGAAUUACAGCCCGAAUCACAGCAGCAGGCAGAACAGCAGAAUAUUCACACGCAAUCCUCAGCGAUAGCACCAGCUACUUUCAUCCCUCCAGCCGCACCUCAGCCUUUCAGUAGCGAGGAUAGUACGGAUGCUAUUGCGCUUCGAGCGGCGAUCUCGGCGUUGCAGUUUCAAAGGAAGAAGGCAAAGGAUGAUUUGAGGUGUUUGGAGGGGUUGAAGAAGGCGGCUGUGGAUGAGCCGGGGAGAUUUAGGGAGGAGGUGAGGGCUGGAAGGCUGAGGGAGCAGAGGGAGGAGUUUGCGGGGUGGAGAGGUGUUCUUGAUGGCGAGGGGAGUGAUGAUGAUAAUGAUGAAGAGGAUGAUGAGGAGGACGAGGAGGAGACGCUUGAUGCGGAUGAAAUGCAUGAUGUGAAGAAAGAAAUCGCCUCGCAAGAAACGCAGCUACCGAGCGAGAUCCUGGACUCGCAGCCCUCGCGUCCAUCGUCCUCGGAGAAAAUGAAGGCAAACCCAACAGCACGACCUCCCAAACCCCCCGACUUCACCACCAUCCCCGGCCCCCAAAAUAUCAUCCGCAUGCCCGCCAUGAACUGGGAGAAAUACCAUAUCGUGGGCUCCGCACUCGAUCAAAUGCACGAGCAGCAGCGGAAAUGGCCCGGGUUUGAUUUUGCUUAUGAUGGGAAGCAUCCAGCAAAUGGAGGAGUGGGGAGGGAGUAUAGUGUGGCGGCGCCUUAUAGUCCUUUUUUGGAUGUUCUUGCCGCUGGUGGGCAUGGACAGGGUGGUGGAGGUUGGGAUGAGGAUGAGAAUAGGAAGGAUAGUGUGAACUCGGCUGCCAUGUUAGGCACGGUGAGUGAGCAUCCUAUGAAGACGAGACGGGGGAGUAGUAAGAUGCAUCCGUAG